Messenger RNA from Auanema sp. JU1783, 1179 nucleotides. Lineage: Eukaryota; Metazoa; Nematoda; Chromadorea; Rhabditida; Rhabditidae. The record is from the annotation of a GenBank genome assembly.
AUGGAUUUAAGCAAAUUAGGAUUAACAAGAGAAGAUUAUAUAACAGCUCUAUACCUUGCUGAUAGAUUCUUCUCAAUUCGUAAUCAGAGACAGUCAAAAGAUAUGGCUGAAUGGGAUGGUGAACAGUCCGCCUAUGGAAUCAUCAUUUGCAUAUCAGCUUGUGUUCUCACAAUUAUGCUUUAUAUGAGCUUAUUUGGGGGACGAAUGGAUUACACAGCUAUAAGAUGGCAUAUGAUUAACUGUUCUGUGUGGGGACUUGUUCAUUUGGGUCAUUAUGCUUCAUUCGCAGAAAAAGCACCAUUCCCUCAGUGGAUUCAAGUUAUUGAAUGGCGACGUCAGAAAGAACGCGUCGAAUGCUUCACUCGAUCUGUCUUUCCGGCAGGAAUGUUCUUCGUCAUGAUCGAACGAAUGCUUCUCACAUGCGCCCCAAGUUUGGCUGAUAAACGCAUUUUCAAUUCAAUUUUUGCUUUCCUUCUAAUACCAUUCUUGAAUGCUGUGAUGGUUUUCUGCUUUUUCGCUCAGUACAUGGACUAUGUUUGGUAUUAUAACCCAAUCGAGAUGUUCAACAUAGUUACAUACGUACUGUUUCUUCUGCUCUUCGUUGUUUACUUCGUAUUCUGCUUGUUUGGGUCUUGUUGUUGCUGCUGUGUUCUAUUCUCCAAAAAACGUGGUCGAAAAACUCCAGCAACAUUUGUGGAUAUGUGGCUUCUGCUAAUCUAUGCUCUUAUUCCACUUGUCAUGUAUGGACCUUCAUUUGGUUUGACUACAGUAUCAUUUGUAACCAAGAAUCUCAUGACAUACAUUCUUCAAAGUGAAUUUUUCCAAAAAAUCAUGAGUGGAGGUGGAGGCGAUGAUGAUGAUAAAGGUGGCUUCUUAUCUGGAUUAAUGCCUGAUAUAAGUACACUCAUGAACAUUAUGGCUAAAGCUUUGUCGGCUUUACCCUGGUUCUUACUCGUCUUCCCAGUGGUUCAGGUCAUUCUAGCCAUUCUUUGUGUUCGAACUUAUCGUGAACAGUUUUUCUUCCUUCUUACAUGCGGCCGUUGCUAUAACCAUCGUUACAAAGAGGAUAAUGAUAGUGUUCAAAAGAAUUGGACAAUCGGAGGAGUUCAGCCAAUUCCAAUUUUUGCGUCGGCUGAUGCUGCUCCUGUCAAGAUGGAUUGUGGACCGCCUCCAGUCUAG